CUACUACUUAUAGAGAGAAGAGAAGCGAAGCUGGAAAACGAGGGAAACAUUCAAUAACCAUGGCGCCCUCGAACAAGAAAGGCAAAGGAAAGGCGGGUUCGGCAGAUUCCAAAGCGUCUACAGUACCAAAACCUUCCACCGCCGGCGACUUCCCUUCAUGUCUUCGGUCAGUGCCUCCGUCGUCGGUAGCCAUCACCAUCCACGCCAAGCCCGGCGCCAAAUCCGCCUCCAUCACAGAUGUCAGUGACGAGGCAGUAGGAGUUCAGAUCGAUGCCCCUGCAAAGGACGGCGAAGCUAACGCAGCUCUACUCGAUUACAUCAGCUCUGUGUUAGGCGUGAAGAGAAGACAGGUAUCCCUCGGUGCUGGGUCGAAAUCGAGAGACAAGGUCGUAAUAGUGGAGGAGUUAACCAUACAAGAUGUCUUCAGUGCUUUGAAGAAGAGUCAAGACUUGAAAUGAAAGUGGUUGUUUUCUCUUUACACAGCAAAGUCACAUUGAAUGAGGAAUAGUUAAGCUUAAUGUAUGGGCACAGCCAGCACUGUUGUUUAUACAUCUCCCACCAUUUGGUGGGACAAACUAGGAGAUGGAGGUUACCUGUUGCUUGAUGUUGAAGGCAGGUGGUUGUUGCCAUUUUGGCUGGAGAUUUGUAAAAGGUUGAAUGGAGAAAUGAACUUUUUAGCUUUUU
Molecule: messenger RNA, 684 nt
Organism: Linum trigynum
Lineage: Eukaryota; Viridiplantae; Streptophyta; Magnoliopsida; Malpighiales; Linaceae
Source: the annotation of a GenBank genome assembly